AUGGAGUCCGGCGCAAAAAGGAGACACAUUCCACACUGGCCGCCCUUCAAACAACCCUACCAACAGCUGGGGUCUGCAGACAAUGUCCAACUAACCCCCCUGCCUCCUACUGGCGGCUCGAGCCUGCCGAGCGCGAACUUCUUCAGUCCAGACUUCAACAGCAACACAGCCUACACCCCGGAUCCUCUGGCCAGUACACCACAACCCCUCCUCCCAUCCCCGAGCAAGGCGAGCACUGCGCGGUCGCAACGGAAAAGAAGAGGAUGGAGGACUAGUUCGCGGAUAGCGCUGGGUUGCGCAGUGUUGGUGCUGGUAACCAAUGUUUGCUUGACCAUUGGAGUAGUGACGGGGGGUAUGGACAUGAUGGGUGGCAUCUACAUGGUCUAUGCCGGGAGUUGUACAAAGACCGAAAUGAAGGACACCUGGAUUCAUCUGGCGCUCAAUAUUGUGGCCACCGUUUUGCUGGCAAGCUCGAACUACUGCAUGCAACUGGUCUCGUCUCCUACUCGCAGCGAACUCGACAAGGCCCACGCCAAGCAGAGAUGGUUGGACGUCGGCAUACCCAGCAUCCGAAAUCUCGGUUCUCUGCGAAAGAAGAAGGUCAUUCUGUGGUGGCUUCUGGGGAUUUCAUCAAUCCCACUCCAUCUGGUUUACAAUUCCAUCUUCUACUCUGCCCUUGCGACGAACAACUAUAGUGUCCUGUACGCCUCCGAAAGCUUUGCACAGGGCGCUAGCUACGACAAGACCCAGUUUCCCGACAGCGAAGAAUGCAAUGUUACCGAUAUCCAGGCCCAUGCCGCCAAGGACUUUGUCAGGCUCAACAAUGAGGAUUGCAUCCACGCAUAUGCACGGGAUUUUGUUGAGGAUCGCCGUAAUGUGAUUGUGGUGGUCAAGAAUCCUCCUCCAAACGAGGGUUCCCUUUUCAAGAUUGCCGACAACGAAUUCCCCAAGGUCAUCACCAGCAAGUACAAUGCUUUUGCGUGGAUCUGUGACGAUCCUGAUGUUGUCAAUCAAACACACGCAUGCUGUGAGAACCAAUGGGGGUUUGUGCCAUGCUCGAAGAUCACGCCGAAACUGGUCGACAUCGCGGAUCAGUGGUCUACCGGCGGGUUUGAAGUCGACCAUUGCCUCUCGGAGCCCGUGGAAUCCCAAUGCCACUUGCAUUUCUCCCUCAUCCUUAUGAGCGUGGUUCUGGCCUUUAAUAUUCUCAAAGUUGUCGGAAUUGCCUACGUCACCUUCUGGUUAGGCGAGGCUCCCCUGGUGACCGUGGGUGACGCGCUACAGUCCUUUCUGCGCAAUCCUGACUCCACGACGGAGGGAAUGUGUUUGGCAAGCCACUCGAGUAUUGUCGCCUCGUCCAAGCUUGGCUACAAAUCAAUGCCCAUGAGAUACGACCCUCAACAGCAUCGAUUUUUCGAAGCCGCAACCUGGAAACAGUGGGCUUUUCUAUUAGGCUUGUUCACAUUCGUGGGCGCGGGGACGGCAGUCUGCCUCGCACUUGGAAUCGAGAAUCUGAAGGGCGACAGAACUAUCCAGAACGCAUGGUCGAUCGGCUUGAACACAGUCAAACCCCAAAAUCUGAUCAUGGGGUGGAAUCUACCGGGCUACGGCAACACUUCUAUCGCCAUUUCCACACUCAUAGCCAACGCUCCGCAAGCGUUGUUCUCCUUCCUCUACGUUUGCUACAACAGUCUCUUCACAGUCAUGUUCCUGUCACGCGAACUGAUGCGGUUCAGUGUCACGGCUGGUCGAGGACGGAAGUAUCUGCGCGUUAGUGAGGCCAAAGGCGAGCAAAAGUCGACAUAUUUCCUCAACUUGCCGUUCAAGUAUGGCAUACCUCUGCUUGUCGGCUCGGGGUUGAUGCACUGGCUUGUGUCGCAGAGCGUCUUCCUGGCAAACAUUGCUAUUAUUCCUCGCGACGGGACAGUGCCUAUGCAAGACGAGAUUACCACGGUGGCCUAUUCGCCGAUAGGUAUGCUCUUCCUCCUCUUUCUGGGCUUUGUCCUCCUCGUUUUCCUCAUCGCCACGUCAUUUCGGAAGCUACCCUUUGGAAUGCCCAUUAUCGGGAGCAACUCAAUGGCCAUCAGUGCUGCGUGCCAUCUGCCGCCAGGCACUGACCAAAGCGAACGCGAGGAAAUAGUGCUAAGACCGCUGAACUGGGGUGCCGUGCCCGGUUCAGGCAAAGUCAUGGACUUGGGUAUCCAUAAUCCUUACACUCAGAGCUUUCAAAGCGGUGACCUGGACGAGGACGGAACCGGCUUUGGACACUGUUGCUUCAGUGACCGGGUCCUGGAUCCGCCAGUGAAGGGCAAAUUCUACAUCUGA
Fonsecaea pedrosoi CBS 271.37 is the source of this 2325-nucleotide messenger RNA. RefSeq lists its product as uncharacterized. The coding region runs from base 1 to 2325 and encodes 774 amino acids. The transcript has 4 exons. NCBI's taxonomy places the organism in Eukaryota, Fungi, Ascomycota, Eurotiomycetes, Chaetothyriales, Herpotrichiellaceae. The record is from RefSeq and is a predicted model, not a curated record.